Messenger RNA from Aphanomyces invadans, 749 nucleotides. RefSeq lists its product as hypothetical. The transcript has a single exon. The coding region runs from base 114 to 674 and encodes 186 amino acids. Lineage: Eukaryota; Oomycota; Saprolegniomycetes; Saprolegniales; Verrucalvaceae. The record is from RefSeq and is a predicted model, not a curated record.
AAAAGGAGGGCAGGCGUGGCAGGGCAUGUGUAAGGGUCGGUCUGUUUGUGUCGGGCCUGCGCUGGCACAACGACCAUUUCGCAACUUGCUUCGCCGCGCGCGCUCAUACAGAUAUGCACUGCACACCAACGCCAUCGUUUCUCGUGUACCCUGCCGACUACAGCAGCACAAGCAACAUGCCGACGGCGGCAUGGGCGCCGCCGGCGUUUGCGUACGCGUCGUACUCGACCAACAACGUGAUGCCGCCGACCACAUUGAGUGCCAAUAGCCCCGAAAAAUGCGCAUACAGAACUGGCAAAUGUUUCAACGUCCGCGCCAACAAGCGCAACGGGAUGCCACACAAACUGUGCGCUUUCCACCGGGAAAAAGCCAACUUGAACCAAAUGAAGCUCGACCAGAAGAAACGUCUGCGGCGCGGCAGCUGCGGCGACGACGAUAGCACCAGCUCGACGAGCUCGGCAGAACCUCCUCGCAAGCAGCCAUGUGUGACUCGACCAAGUUUGAGCGACCCCCAAGCGAUUCCCACUCGCCUGGACGAUGCCCCGCCAGUCCUCGCCGUCGACGAACUCGACUUUUUCUGCGACGCCAUGAGCCCCCGACAAACGAGACUCCUCCAACUCCAGCGCGCUGCCGCCGCGCAAUCCCAUUCUAUCUCCCUCGAGGUUGUUGUUUAGGUCGCCCAUGUUGAGCUCUCAGCAGCAAAUUCAUCCUGAAUGAGUUGUAUUUAAUGAACCCCCCCUCCCUUCUUC